Schizosaccharomyces osmophilus is the source of this 306-nucleotide messenger RNA. RefSeq lists its product as uncharacterized. The record is from RefSeq and is a predicted model, not a curated record. Lineage: Eukaryota; Fungi; Ascomycota; Schizosaccharomycetes; Schizosaccharomycetales; Schizosaccharomycetaceae. The coding region runs from base 1 to 306 and encodes 101 amino acids. The transcript is spliced from 2 exons.
AUGGAAUUGAAGCGAAGAUUCAUAAAAAUACGAUCAAUGGAAAAGAAACAAUCCAAAGUUAACGGUAGAACGGUAGAAUGGAUACCAUUCAAACAGAACGAGCAAGACCAGUCGAAUUCAAUUCAAUUCAAUCGACUUUCAAGACGAGAUAUGGAAUGGGAAUGGGAAUGGAAUGGAAUGGAAACCCUCUACGUACAAAUGGAAUACGUUUUCCCAAACACAAAACUUGUCAGUCAUCGACUUUCAAACGGACGAUUCUUUCGCUUUCCUUGGAAGAGGGACAGACAUUCGCCAAACGUCGCUUGA